Caenorhabditis briggsae is the source of this 600-nucleotide messenger RNA. The record is from RefSeq and is a predicted model, not a curated record. Bases 1 to 600 code for a protein of 199 amino acids. Gene Ontology annotation, molecular function: serine-type endopeptidase inhibitor activity. Lineage: Eukaryota; Metazoa; Nematoda; Chromadorea; Rhabditida; Rhabditidae. The transcript has 4 exons.
AUGGUGGCUAGAUUGGCUGUGUUCAUCCUUGUCGUGUCCCAUACAGCUCUUUCUGCUGAUGUAGAUUGCUUCGCUGCUCGUGAUUCUGGAUCAACAUGCUCUGAAAACAGUUCCUCUAGAAUGUUCUACUACCUUCCACGUCUUGGAACAUGUCAACCAUUUGUAUACCAGGGAUGUGGAGGAAACAGCAACCGGUUUGCCAGUGCACAAGAGUGUAGGGCUGCAUGCUCGAACGCCCAGGCUCAAAGAGAUUCUGAAUCAAAUGAUGAGACUGUUCAAAUGAAAUCUGCCUGCUCAGCCACCUAUGAUACUGACCACUUGACACCAGUCAGAUGCUCUUCAGCAGCAACCACUUGCCCAACUGGACACAACUGUAUCAAUUCCUUCUGCUGUCCAACUGCUAACUAUCUCUGUAAUUUGAAAUACGACUCUGGAAAGUUUGCUGUUGGAGGGGAGAAGAGUGACAAAUAUUUCUGGGUUCCAAAAUACACCACUUGCAUGCGUUUCUCGUUUUAUGGAACCCUCGGAAAUGCGAACAAUUUCCCAAAUUAUAACUCUUGCAUGGCCACCUGCGGAAAUCAGACAAGAACAUUUGCCUAA